Apis dorsata (giant honeybee) is the source of this 1907-nucleotide messenger RNA. It is a transcript of the gene RanBPM, whose product is annotated as ran-binding protein 9. Gene Ontology annotation, molecular function: protein binding. The transcript is spliced from 6 exons. Gene Ontology annotation, biological process: cytoskeleton organization; cell surface receptor signaling pathway. Gene Ontology annotation, cellular component: cytoplasm. Lineage: Eukaryota; Metazoa; Arthropoda; Insecta; Hymenoptera; Apidae. Bases 122 to 1543 code for a protein of 473 amino acids. The record is from RefSeq and is a predicted model, not a curated record.
UUUAGGUUAUGGAAAAACUCAUAAGGAUGCAGCAAGCGUACGUACAACGCAUUGUAUACCAGCUGCUUGUGGUCUCUAUUAUUUCGAAGUGAAGAUCGUCAGUAAAGGCAGAGAUGGUUAUAUGGGAAUUGGCCUAUCUGCUCAUGGAGUAAACGUGAACAGGUUACCAGGCUGGGACAAACAUUCGUACGGAUAUCACGGCGAUGAUGGACACAGUUUCUGUUCUUCUGGAACAGGUCAACCAUAUGGACCCACGUUCACUACAGGAGAUGUAAUUGGUUGUGGUGUAAAUCUUGUAGAUAACACUGCCUUCUAUACAAAAAAUGGACAUCAUCUUGGUAUUGCAUUCACUGAUCUUCCGCCAAAUUUAUAUCCAACGGUGGGUCUUCAAACACCAGGAGAAGUAGUCGAUGCAAACUUUGGACAAGAACCCUUUGUUUUUGACAUUGACGACAUGCUUAACGAACUCCGUGUCAAAACAAGAUUGCAAAUUAUAAACUACCCUACACCAGAUCAUGGACAGGGUCAAUGGCAAGCAGUUCUUCACAAAAUGGUGUCAACAUAUUUAGUCCAUCACGGUUAUUGUGCUACUGCCGAGGCAUUUGCCAAUAGUACUGGUCAAGGAUUUGAAGAAGAUCUUAAUUCUAUUAAAAAUAGACAAAAAAUUUUGAAAUUGGUAUUGGCAGGCAGAAUGGGGGAAGCAAUAGAGUUAACCAGUCGAUUAUAUCCAGGUCUUCUCGAACGAGAUCCAAAUCUUCUUUUUGCUCUUAAAUGUCGACAAUUUGUUGAAAUGGUGAAUGGUAGUGAUUCCGAAAUUACUCAAAAUUCCAAUAUUAAUCAAACUAGUGUUAUACAGUCUACGAAGGCUUAUACGAAAUCCUCAAUGAAUAGCAACAUCGAGGAAAUGAAUAUGAACAACGCUAUGAAUGGUUCUACUGAACAACAGUUAGUUAAUGGACAAAUUGAAAAUGAUGUAGAUAUGGAAGAAAAUGUCAUAAAUGGCAUGAAAAGUAAUACUGAAAAUGGUUAUCAAAAUAACGAUUUGAAUACCAAUGGAUACAAAUGUCAAAAUGGAGAAGAUGUCGACAUGGAAACCAACAAUGUUAGUCAAAUUCAACAACAAAAUGGUAAUUGUAAUAUGGAGAAUAUAUCGAAUAAGAAUAACAAAAAACAACUUUGUGGCGGUGAUAAACAGGCAAUUGAAAAAAUGUUGGAAUUUGGAAGACAAUUAUAUUCUCAAUCGAUACAUUUGCGACAACAACAUGGAAAAAAUGAAAGCAAUAAAAAGAUGCUUCAAGAUGCAUUCAGUCUUCUAGCUUAUGCAAAUCCAUGGAAUUCACCAGUUGGUUGGCAACUUGAUCCUCAACAAAGGGAAACUGUUUGUGCAAGACUUAAUUCUGCCAUACUCGAAUCGAGUAAUUUACCUCGACGACCACCUUUGGAAGUGGCCGCGUCUCAUGCAAGAGAACUGGUACGAUUGAUGUCUCAUGCUGGUCUUGGGGCAUGCGGUUUCGCGGUCGUAGACAAUAUCAUUCAAUAUUGACGAUGCCUACCUCUGCUGCCACGUCUGCUUCUUCUGCCGGCUCGAGUUUGGUUAGUAAUUCUCUUAUGCGUAUAUUACGCAUUGAUUAGGAGAAGCUGGGGAUAGUUGAUACGCACAUUACCAUAUGUUAUAGAAAUUGUCCUAUAACAACCGCGAUUUGUAGUCUUAUAGUUCUAUAUCACUGAAGAAAAAGAGAAAAAAAAACAAAAGUCCUAUGUCAUUUUUAAAAUAAUAAAAUCAAUAUCUUUGUAAUAAGAAAAUCAUAUAUUAUGGCUCAAAUAAAUAUUUAAUUUUAUUUAUUUUAUUUUUAUUCAUAAUAAAAUAUUUGUUUUCUGUAAAUUGAAUAAAGCAUUUUGAUUUUCGA